CGCUGCAUUUUACACAAAUAUAUAUCGGCGAAAACGAGUACGGAGGGAAGGGCGGACCUGGGCGGAGGGAGUCCAAAAAUCGUUCACUAGGACAGAACCGGCAAAGAUUCUGCAAGCUUAAAAAGGAAACCAGAUAUUUUUCAACUCCAUCUAGAGGCACAAUGGGCGACAAAGUUGAUAUGAGUCUAGAUGAUAUUAUCGCUAACGACAGGAAAUCCCGGGGCGGAAGUCGCGGUGCAUCUCGUGGUGGUGGAGGAGGCAGAUAUAUCUCUGGUAGGGGCGGAAGGGGAGGUUCACGCGGCGGACAGUCUCCAGGUCGACGAUCCAGUUUUCCUCCACGAGGAAACAACUUUGGAGGAGGAGGAUAUGAUGCAAGACGAUCCCUUCCGGUCACCACAUCAGGACCUGGUAAGCUAUUGAUCUCUAACCUGGACUAUGGAGUUAGUGAAGGAGAUCUGUACGAACUGUUCUCGGAGUUCGGGAAUAUUAAGAUGGCAAUUGUACACUAUGACAGGAGUGGAAUGAGAUAG
Messenger RNA from Eurytemora carolleeae, 530 nucleotides. RefSeq names its product THO complex subunit 4. Gene Ontology annotation, molecular function: mRNA binding. The transcript has 7 exons. Bases 162 to 530 code for a protein of 122 amino acids. The record is from RefSeq and is a predicted model, not a curated record. Gene Ontology annotation, biological process: mRNA export from nucleus. NCBI's taxonomy places the organism in Eukaryota, Metazoa, Arthropoda, Copepoda, Calanoida, Temoridae. Gene Ontology annotation, cellular component: nucleus.